ACGAAAUCAUUUGGAAAUAAAGAAAACUCUGCAAAACCCGGAAGCAAAACCCUGAACAGGGCAACCACCGACUACCCACGAGCUUCGGAUCUCAGGUAUCAGACGCUUAGCCACCUUCAUCGGUAACUCCACAGCUCACUGUCCAGCCCUUCGUUGCUCACCUUCGGCUUCUUCCUCCCCUAGACAGAAUCAGCAAAGCAAACACCUUCGUCGGCGGCUCUACAGCUCACCGUCCAGCCCAUCACCGCUCACCUUCGGCUUCUUCCUCCAUUGGACAAAAGCAGCAAAGCAAAACAUAACGGAAUCAACAGAUCGUCACCGUCUGCCUCACUCCUCCACCUAUCACCUCCUUCUCCUUCCUCCACCAAAUGGAAACGACAAAGAAAACAGAAAUUGCAGAACAGAUUGCCCCCCAGAAGCACCGCCUCAUCUUCUCCGUUGCUUCCCUUCUUCUCCUGCCUCCACCGAACAAAAGCAGUAGCAGAAAUCAAAAUUGGCCUCAUCUCCUCUGUAGCAACUCACCUUUUCAAUUUUACAUGUGUUUUUUUAGUUGACCGGUUGGAUCGGUCGGGUGAACCGAUUCAACUAGUUGGUCAGAGGUGAUGGGAUGGUCGGAGUCAGGCAUUUGGUUCUUGCCAUUUUGUGGGAAGGAGGCAAACUUAUUGCUGGAAAGGUUGGUUAUAUAUUUUUAGUGCAAAAAAAGAGAAAAAAAAAAUAAAAAAGAAAAAAAAAAAGGCCUCAGCAUUUAAUCUUGAAAAAUUUUGGUUAUAUGGGACUUGCGUAUGCAAACCAAGGUUAUCUAUUUUUAUUUUAUUUUUAUGAAUGUGUCUUACUAAGUGGGAAUUGGAAUGUGAAUUGUAGAAAUCUGUAACACUGAGGCUUAUCUUCUUAAUUUUGUAUUUACAUGUCCAACAGGGAAAGGAAAUACUUAAGGAUUUUGAUCCUUUUAGCUGGUCUGAGUUUUCUGAGGUCUUUGUGAAAAAUUUCCUAGAAGGUAAAGAACAAACAUUUUGUGUUGACUUUUGUAUUCUAAAUAAAAGUUCGAGGGGAUAGGCAGUAGUUGCCAUUUCUUUCGCUUCAAGUAUGACACCUAAACACAUGGCCUUGUGAGUCGCUUGGUAAUGGUGUGUAUCACCCAACUCAUGGGCUUGGACUGGGUUCAAUCCUCCUUACCCCCAAAAAUUGCCCUUGAUAAAAAAAAAAAGAGUAUGAUACCUAGUGGAAACUGAAAGUCGUCCAAAUUACAGUCACAAAAUAAGUCAGACAUGAUGUG
Molecule: messenger RNA, 1273 nt
Organism: Rubroshorea leprosula
Lineage: Eukaryota; Viridiplantae; Streptophyta; Magnoliopsida; Malvales; Dipterocarpaceae
Source: the annotation of a GenBank genome assembly